Motacilla alba alba is the source of this 1396-nucleotide messenger RNA. RefSeq names its product NGG1 interacting factor 3 like 1 (gene NIF3L1). The record is from RefSeq and is a predicted model, not a curated record. Lineage: Eukaryota; Metazoa; Chordata; Aves; Passeriformes; Motacillidae. The coding region runs from base 92 to 1210 and encodes 372 amino acids. Gene Ontology annotation, cellular component: cytoplasm; mitochondrion. The transcript has 7 exons.
CGCCCCAGCCCCGCUGAGCGCGGCGGAAGCGGCGGGGCCGAGCGCAGGUCCCGCCCCGCAGCGCCGGCCCGGCUCCGGGGGAGGUCCCCGCAUGCCGCUGCUCCGUCCGCCUCUCCACCGCGUCCGUGCCUUGGGCCGCCCGCCUGUACGCGCCCUCAUGAACCUCCGGGAGCUCGUGUCUGCCCUGAAUGACUUCGCAUCCCCCGCUCUGGCUGAAAGCUGGGACAAUGUGGGAUUGCUGGUGGAACCAAGUCCUCCCCACACUGUGAAUACCCUUUUCCUCACUAACGACCUCACUGAGGAGGUGAUGGAAGAGGCAGUGCAGAAGAAAGCAGACCUCGUUCUUUCUUACCACCCUCCUAUAUUCGCACCACUCAAGCGAGUAACGUGGAAAACCUGGAAGGAACGGCUGGUGGUCCGAGCCUUGGAGAACAGAAUCGGGAUUUAUUCUCCACAUACGGCAUACGAUGCCAUACCUCACGGAGUUAAUAACUGGCUAACAAAGGGACUCGGCACCUGUACUUCUGUCCCACUGCAUCCAUCAACUGCGCCAAGCUGUCCAGCUGAGGGCACUCACCGGGUAGAAUUCUGUGCAGAUGCUGAGCAUCUGGAUGCAGUGCUGUCCAAAAUCAAAGACAUCCCAGCGAUCUCUUGUCUCACUACUCUCCCAGUCAGGGUUGAAGGUGAGGAGCAAACACGAGUCAGUCUGAACUGCUCUCAGAAAGCACUGCUGGAGGUGGUGGCAUUAUUGUCCCAGAACAGCUUUCUUUAUCACAAGACUGAGAUUCUCUUACUACAGAAGCCUCUUCUUCCCCAUACUGGAAUGGGACGCCUGUGCACCCUGAGUGAGCCAGUCUCCUUGUCAGACAUAGUGGAGCGCAUCAAAGGGCACCUGCAGCUGCCCCACGUCCGCGUGGCCGUGGCAGCGGGCAGGACACUCGAAUCACCAGUGAAGAAAGUUGCUCUGUGUGCUGGUUCUGGGAGCAGUGUCCUGAAGGGAACAGAAGCUGAUCUCUAUCUCACAGGAGAGAUGUCCCACCAUGAUGUGCUGGAUGCAGUUGCCAAUGGGAUAAGUGUUAUUCUGUGUGAGCACAGUAACACUGAGCGAGGCUUCCUGUCAGAGCUGCGUGAUGCACUCGCCAUCCACCUACAGAACAAAAUCAACAUCGUUGUGUCUGAGAAAGACAGAGAUCCUCUCCAGGUGGCAUAGGGGGAAAAAAUUGGAGAGAUAAAAUUCAGUCAAUAGUGUUACCUUGCACAGACCUAUCGAAUUGCAGAGCUUCAUGAAGGUGCUUUCAAUUGGUCCAGUACAGAAUGCUUGUACUAUAUGGUCCCUCAAAGUCUGGGGUAUAUUUUGUCAUGUCAGAAAAAUAAAUGUUUGUUUUGGAAUACCAAA